This is a messenger RNA of Xenia sp. Carnegie-2017, 976 nucleotides long. Its product is annotated as cytochrome c oxidase assembly protein COX16 homolog, mitochondrial-like. Lineage: Eukaryota; Metazoa; Cnidaria; Anthozoa; Malacalcyonacea; Xeniidae. The record is from RefSeq and is a predicted model, not a curated record. The coding region runs from base 256 to 567 and encodes 103 amino acids. Gene Ontology annotation, biological process: mitochondrial respiratory chain complex IV assembly. Gene Ontology annotation, cellular component: mitochondrial inner membrane. The transcript is spliced from 4 exons.
AACACUCGGUGUAUCAAAUUGCUGCUGAGCUUAAUCAAAUAUCGUUUCAAACGUAAGGAUUUUCCGUCUCAAUUCAAGCCAUAAUACUAUAUAAUACUAUUUCAUCGUGCAAAGAAUAAGUCAUAUUUUAUCUUUAAAUGUCCUCUUGGAAUAGAACUUUUCAAUCUUCUAAAGUUGGCCAUCAUCAUUAGAUAUGACAGAACUGGCCACAGAGUCAAUGUUUUAAUAACAUAAAGUAUUACUUAUUAUAACAAUAUGGUGGUCGAUUGGCGUUGGAUUUCGUGGAGAAAAAGGCUAGGUAGCGGAGAAAAAGCUUUUUUAAAGUUUGGAUUACCUAUGGUGCUGUUGGUUGUGAUUGGCUCCGUAGGUCUGUCGGAAUUCACAGAUAUUAAAAUAAAAAGACGAGAUGAAAAAAUUCGUAAGAUGAACUACGAAGAAAGCCAAACAUUUUACGUAAAGAAGAAGAAAAAACCUUUAAGCUUAGAAGAGGCUUAUAAUGAAGUAAGAACUAUUGAUAUUGAUGAGUGGGAAAACAAACGAGUGCCGCGACCUUGGACUGAUAACUGAUAAUUCUUACUUGGUCAUGUAGAUAUAUCAUACUAAGUGUGUGAUGAAAUUUCAAUGGUGUUGCCUUGAACUGCCUGUACGAAAAAUUUCUCAAGGCAAUACUGUUAAUUUAAGGUCACUUAAACCGGCAUCAUUCAGAUGUUCAAAGUCCAAACUGAACUUUGGUAGUGGUGGUGGUGGUAGAACAGGAGGUUGGGGAUUAAAAAUAUUGCUAUUUGUAUCAAAGUUUAUAAUGGGAUAUUUGGAAACAAAUCACGUGACUGUGCUGUGCUAAUGAUUGACCAUAGAGUGUCAAGUAUAAACAUUAUGUAUUUAUUUGUAGAGCAUUAUUUGUCCAUGUCAAUAUAGCUCAGUGAGUUUAGCAGUAUUUACUAUUUAAAAUUCAGUAUUUUGCUACUAAGACUUUGCA